Messenger RNA from Brassica oleracea var. oleracea, 1531 nucleotides. Its product is annotated as UDP-galactose transporter 2-like. NCBI's taxonomy places the organism in Eukaryota, Viridiplantae, Streptophyta, Magnoliopsida, Brassicales, Brassicaceae. Gene Ontology annotation, molecular function: antiporter activity; UDP-galactose transmembrane transporter activity. The transcript is spliced from 6 exons. The coding region runs from base 354 to 1361 and encodes 335 amino acids. Gene Ontology annotation, cellular component: Golgi apparatus. The record is from RefSeq and is a predicted model, not a curated record.
GACUCGUCUGAAUACUAAUUUCAUAUUUAGAGAAAGAAGGGUAUAAUAGUAAGAAUAUCAUGAAUGUAGAUAAAAUAAAAAAUAAAAAAAAGGAAACGAAAUAGCUGGAGCCUGACUAGUACUAGUAUCGCUCCACGAGCCGUACGCUGCCCAACUGCCUUUUUUCAGAUUACUCUUUUUUUUUUCUUUUUCCUCCACACUCUCUCGCCAUCUCCGGCGCCGGUGCUCUGCUCCGAUCACCUCCGCCUCAUUCAAUCUCUCUUCAUACGCUGAGCGGAAAGUCAGUCUCUGGAGAAUGGGACAUUGAAGAAUAAUAAGAAGAAAUAGAGAGUUGAGGGAGAGAGAGAGAGAGAAUGGCUCCUGUGAGUAAAGCCGAUAAGAAAACAGCAGCAGAUGCUGGGGCUUGGAUGUUCAAUGUCGUCACUUCUGUUGGUAUCAUCAUUGUCAAUAAAGCUUUAAUGGCCACUUACGGUUAUAGCUUUGCUACAACCUUAACCGGUUUACAUUUUGCUUUCACAACUCUCAUGACCAUUGUUCUAAGAUGUCUUGGUUACAUUCAGCCUUCUCAUCUUCCCUUUACCGAGCUUCUCAGAUUUAUUUUCUUUGCCAACUUCUCCAUCGUUGGAAUGAACGUCAGUCUUAUGUGGAACUCUGUUGGUUUUUAUCAGAUUGCAAAGCUCAGCAUGAUUCCUGUAUCCUGUUUGUUGGAGAUGGUGUUAGAUAAGAUCCGUUACUCCAGAGACACCAAGCUUAGCAUAGGACUGGUUCUUGCUGGUGUUGGUGUAUGCACUGUCACUGAUGUUAGUGUCAAUAGCAAAGGCUUUCUAGCCGCUUUUGUUGCCGUCUGGAGUACUUCUCUGCAACAAUAUUAUGUACAUUACCUUCAGCGCAAGUACUCCCUUAGCUCAUUCAACCUAUUGGGACAUACCGCUCCAGCCCAAGCCGCAACAUUGCUGGUUGUUGGUCCAUUUCUUGAUUAUUGGCUCACAGAAAAAAGAGUUGACAUGUACGACUACAACUUGGUCUCCGUGCUGUUUAUAACCCUCUCGUGCACAAUAGCAAUCGGGACCAACCUAAGCCAGUUCAUCUGCAUCGGGAGAUUCACAGCGGUGUCAUUUCAAGUCCUGGGACACAUGAAGACAAUCCUGGUGCUGGUGAUGGGAUUUUUCUUCUUUGGUAGAGAAGGUCUGAACUUGCAUGUGGUUAUUGGAAUGGUUAUUGCAGUACUUGGUAUGAUCUGGUACGGUAAUGCCUCUUCCAAGCCAGGAGGCAAAGAACGAAGAAGCUAUUCUCUUCCAACUACUCGUCAACAGAAGCUUGGAGCUGCUUCGGAUUCUGAUGACAACGAAGACAAAGCCUAGUAGUAGUAUUAAGUAGUAAAUGAUCAGGAACAUCACAUAGCUACCACAUCUCUGUUUUGAUUUAUGGUCUUGGCUUAAUUUAUGAUCCUCCCAGACGUUUGAGAUUGUUUUGUAAUGUUUUUUUCUCGGAAUCAUUGUUUACAAUUGUAUUAACCCAUAGCUUCUCAUAA